AAACACUAAUAUGUUGAGUGGACCAGAAGAUUAUUGUAAUUUAGACGUCAAAAGUUUUGACAACCACAAAGAUGAGGUGAAUAGUGUGGCAUUUUCCAAUGACUUUGAGAUGAUGGUGACGGCUUGUGAUGAUUGUAGAGUACGAGUAUUCAACAGCAGGUCAGGAGACAUGGUCGUCAAACUGAAGGCUCAUACAGGUGCAGUGCGCUGUAUUGCUGUGAGUCCUAACAGUAGAUAUAUUGUCAGUGGAUCCUAUGAUAACACAGCUAUAAUAUGGCAGACCAGGGAUGCUAGUUUACUUCACAUGCUAAAAGGUCAUACAAAAAGUGUUGAAGCCGUUGCAUUUUCAUCUGACAGUCUUCAAGUUUGCACUGCAUCCUGGGAUAGAUCAGCCAUCCUCUGGGACAUACAAAAUGGUCACAGCAUAAAGAUCUUUACAGGUCACAGUAAUGUCAUCCAGGGUCUAGCCCUCUCAUAUGAUAGUAAAUGGCUGGCUACAGGAUCCUGGGACCAUACUGUCAGGCUAUGGACACUGAACAGUGCAGACAGGAUUGAGAAGGUUCAUUGUUUAGAGGGACACACUGGGAAUGUCAAUGCUGUAGCCUUUUCUAAAAUGGGCAUGCUGGCUAGUGGUUCUUAUGAUAAGUCCAUACGGCUGUGGAAUCCUCGCAAUCUCAAGGUGCUACAUCUGCUAACUGGCCACGAGGGCUGGAUCAAGGCAGUCUCAUUCUCCACAGACAGCUCCUAUGUUGCCUCAGCCUCUGAUGAUGAAACUGUCAAAGUCUGGUGCUGCCUAAAAGGGGUACUGUUGAAAACACUGGAGUCGAGAAGUGAGGUGAUUCACCAAUGUGGCUUUACACCAGGGGGCGCUCUGGUAGCAUCUGGGGCAGCCAACGUGACAUUAGCUCUUGUUGAUACAAAGUUUCUAGAAACAAGUGCAGAGAAUGAUGGAACAAGUGAAAUAUAUGAGAAUGAAGAUGAGACGCUUUAAUCAGUGACAAUUUAAAUGAGGAAGAGAAAAGCUAUGAGAGGAAAUGGACAGGAACCAGAAGCACGACUUUCUUCAAUUGUUAAUGCCCAUGGUACAUAUCAGGUGUAAUGCACUAUCAGAAUUAAGACAUUUAAUCUCAAACCCUUCUGUGACAACGCAAAGUUUAUAUUUAGACUAUUCAGACCAGAAGUUUGAAUGCUAUGACUUUUUUAGAUGAUUUGGCCAUGUUUUUCCUCUCAGAUUGGCCAGUUUCCAUGGUUUAUGCCCAAAA
Messenger RNA from Owenia fusiformis, 1262 nucleotides. Lineage: Eukaryota; Metazoa; Annelida; Polychaeta; Sabellida; Oweniidae. The record is from the annotation of a GenBank genome assembly.